UGUUUUAAUGCGUUUGUAAGGCCCGGUACUGCUAAGCAUAAAAUAAAUUGAAAAAAAAAAAAAAUUAGAAAAAAUAAACAAUGGCGGGAAAUUUGAAAAUAAAUUACUUAAAAUUGUAUAAAAAAUCUAUGUAAUUAGAUAAAAUUAUUCAGAAAUGAAAUGAAAUCAUUGCCAUAAGUUGAUUUACAAGGAAAAUCGAAUUAAAUAAAACAAUAUGUUCUUAAUCGAAACAAGUUUAAGCCCUUUGAAAAUAUCUCUAAUAAUUGUUGUACUACAGUUAACUAAAUUUAACACAACUGCAAUAUUACUAAAAUGCCCGCUUUAUCAAAUGCAUUUACAAAAGAUUGUUGGUUUUCGACCGCCCAGCGAUUACAUGCGACCAGAAAAUCUCUUAAAGCCACCAUUAAAUUACAAUAAUAACAACAAUAUUGCGCAAAAUCGUUAUAAACGGGAAGGCUACACAACAUUGGAAACCAGCAAUAGUCGCUUUCAGCAACAACCGCAGCAAGAACAAAAUAAUACAAUGCAUCACAAAUAUGAGGAUACAACGAGCAUGAAAUGUUGGCGUAUUUGCAAUCAGGAUAACGCCUGCAUAGCUUAUGUGCAUUUAUUGGAUACGAAUGAAUGCUACGGUUAUACAUAUUUCGAAAGAAUUCCAAAUUUAAUGACAAUAAUCGAUGAACUACCAUUAGUAACCGAUACCGAAGCAAUUUUUUAUGAGAAAACUUGUUUAAAAGUUCCUGAGAAUUGUAAAAAUCGAUCAUGGACCUUAACUAAAAUACCCGGAAAUAGUUUAGUUUUUCAGGGUAAAAAAACAAUAACAACAUUAGUUACGCGACGUGAAUGUGCUGAGCGAUGUUUAUUUGAACGUGAAUUCCAAUGUUUAUCUGCUUCAUUUGCUCCAUCGUAUCGUAACAAUCGCGAAAGAUUGUCACAAGCAUAUCAAUCACCAACGGAACAACAUCAAAGCACUUUAGGACGGUGUAUACUUAGUGAUAAGGACAAAAUGAUACAACCGGAUGCCUUUCGAGCGGCCCCCUACGAUGAGGAAUACAUAGAAAAUCAAUGUCUUGAUCGACCAGUUGAAAACGAUCAUUGCUCAUACGAGCUGUAUGCGAACAGUACAUUUAUUUAUGCGGAAGUCAAAGUGAUGGGAUUAAAUCAAGUCGAGUGUCAAUCGUUGUGCUCACGUGAGACAAAGUUUUAUUGUCAGGGCGUAUCAUUUCAUUAUGAAGAUGAUAUUGAUAGAUCUGAAUGUUUGCUCCAUUCUGAAGAUAUAAUUUCACUGGGACCAAGAAGUUUAAAAUUGCGAAAAAACUCAGUUUAUAUGAGGAGAGUGAAAUGUUUGGACGUACAUGUUAUCUGCACGCACGAUGAGAUGAUUAUCAAGUACACGCCUAAAGAUUGGUUCCGCGGGAAAAUGUAUGUCAGUCAGCAUUCGAAAGAUUGCAUGAUUCAAGGCAAUGGAACGAAAAGUACGCUGCUACGUUUAACAAUUGGUAGCGAAGCAAAAGAAAAUAAAUGCGGCAUCUUAAGGGCUUAUGAAGUGACAAAAAAUUAUCAAAGAAUUUUUAUCUCAACUUUAGUGGUUAUACAAAAUAAUCGAAACGUUCAAACGCAGGGAGAUCGUUUAAUAAAAGUUGGUUGCAUUAUGAGUAACGUUACUGCGAAAGAGUUCUCUGCUAAAAAUGACGAUAAAGCAAAUAAUCGCGAUGAAAAUACGCUGAAACCCGAAGAAGAAAUGAUGCCGAACGCCAUAGCCUUAGAAUCAUCUUUGGAUUUUUCAAGGAGUUUUCUGCUCAAUGAGGGCUCUUUACACUACAAUAUUAGCGAUUCGUAUCAUCCGAUGCCAAAAAUUACUUUACAAAUUAUCGAUUUAAGUCGAAAUCAUCAGACAAAUGACGUGCAAAUCGGUCAAAGUUUAGAACUACGUAUAAGUGCAGAAUAUACCCAACAACAGUUAAGGGAAUUUAAUGGACUGCAACUGCCACCAUUGCCAGAUUUUAGAGCUACCUCACUUGUGGCCCGUACAUUAGAUCGGCAAAAUUUUGUACAACUUUUAGAUCAACGCGGUUGUCCAACGGAUGUUAGCGUAUUCCCCGCGCUGAAACGGCAGCGUAUAAAUUCAAAAAACGUAUUAACGACAAGAUUUCAAGCGUUUAAAUUUGCCGGUGAUUCUUUAGUAAAUUUUGAAGUGAAGAUACACUUCUGUCCCCAUCAAUGUCCAGAUGAGAAUUGCUUACAUUCUUCUAGCCAUUCAAAUCCAUGGUCAAUCUCAACUCUUGAAGAACCAGUGACUAGAAAACGAAGGGAAACGAAUGAAAAUGAGAAACUAAUGGCAAAAUUCGAAAUACAAAAUCCCGUUUAUAUAUCGACGGUAAUGGAUGUGGCAAGUUUAAUAGAAAAUCAAAGUUCAAACAAUUCAACAAGUGACGAUUUAGAUAUGAAUAGCAUGCCAUUGACGUUUAAUUUACAUGUACGAGGACCAGAUAAUACCAACAGCAAUAGUUUGAUUUAUGGUGAACGGGGAAUUCUAUUGAUAGCGACAAUCGAUGAUCAACUUCAUUUUGAUAAUAUUUGCUUGCACCAAAGUCUUUUAAUAGCAUUAUUGAUAUUUUGGCUAAUAAUUCAAAUAGCUUUAAUGUUUAGCUGCUGUUAUGUUAUUCAAAAAUACAAACGUUUGGCAAUGUUGGAUGAAGAGAAACGCAAUAUACGUGACAGUCUAGAAUAUAUAGACAGUAGACGUGUUCAUUGGGCUGAUCAGAGUGGUUAUACGCUUUAAAUAUUUGCAUUUUUAAUUAACAAAUAUAUUAUACCAAUACAAAUUUCUCUUUUUGACUAUCUUUUUUUCCUGUUAGUA
Molecule: messenger RNA, 2860 nt
Organism: Glossina fuscipes
Lineage: Eukaryota; Metazoa; Arthropoda; Insecta; Diptera; Glossinidae
Exons: 9
Coding region: 215-2782 (855 amino acids)
Source: RefSeq, a predicted model, not a curated record